UUUAGGGCUACAGAACCAGGAGCCACAGUCUUAGAAUAAAGGGGAGGUCAUUUACGACUGAGGUGAGAAAAAACUUUUUCAUCCAGAGAAUUGUGAAUUUGUGGAAUUCCCUGUCACAGAGGGCAGUGGAGGCCAAAUCACUGGAUGGAUUUAAGAGAGAGUUAGAUAGAGCUCCAGAGGCUAGUGGAAUCAAGGGAUAUGGGGAGAAGGCAGGCACGGAUUAUUGAUUGGGGAUGAUCAGCCAUGAUGACAAUGAAUGGCGGUGCUGGUACGAAGGGGUGAAUGGCCUCCUCCUGCACCUAUGUUUCUAUGUAUCUAUAUUUCUAAAAGCACACCAGCUCAAAGAUGCAGAGAUUGUAGUGUAGUCUGAAGUAAUGCAAAAUAAAACUAAUGUUUAUGAAAAUGCCCCAGGGGAUGAUUGGUUUAACGUAUGAUGAGUGUUUGUGGCUCUGGGCUUGGACUAGCUGGAGUUUAGAAGAAUGAGGGGCGGGUCUAGUUUGUCAGCUGAGGUGAGAUUGAGCCCAGUCAUUGGACUGUCCACACCACUACUCACUCUGAAUCUCAUUGAUCUGUUUUUCACAGUUGAGGCAAGUCCACAGCGCCCUCUGCUGGGCAGUGACGUCACACUCAGCUGCACCAUCUCCAGACUCUCAGAUACAGUCAGUCUUCACUGGAGACCAAUGGUUUCAUCCCAGAAGAACACGAGCAACACUGAUCAGACCCGCCUGAAUAACACGGUCUAUCUGAUGAUCCGACAUGUUACAGUGGAGGAUGGGAAGUUGUAUGUGUGUGAUGUGCAGGAAAACGGAAACAUUGUUCUCACCAGUAAUGGAGAUUUUACUGUAAACAACAUUUUAUUUAAAACGGAAUACACAGUUUACCGCUCCAGUACAGAUCAUAGUGAACUUCACCUGGUUUGCUAUAACAGUCGUGGGGAUUCCAAUACUGCCAUGACCUGGACAUCACGUCGCCUUCAACAGCAACAACAGCAAGUAUUAGCAUCAGCAACACACUCUCAGCCCAUCAAUGUCAAAGGGGCCAACUUCGGGAAUCGACUGGUGACGUCAGUGAAACAUUUCGAUGGCAAGGAUUUCAGUUUGAGGAUUGUCCCCGUUUUAUUUCAAGAUGCCGGAUGUUACAAAUGUUUUCUUGGAAAAGACACAUCAGUGAACAACGCGGGAAGGUCUCCAUUUCUCACCGUUGAUCUAAUCGCAGUGAAAGUCACAGCUGAACCGUCCGAUGCAGUGACUGAGGGAGACAACGUUACCCUGACCUGCUCUGUGUCUCACGUCACUGAGUCAAUGAGACUGAUUUGGAUCAAUGGCGAUGACAAAAGUGUUGGAGAAAAGACACUGACCGUGGAAGAGAAAUCACUGAGUCUGGUUAUUCAGAAAGUUGAGAGGGGCAGAGGGAAUUGGAGAUGUGGUUUGUUUCAUCAAGACCUGCUCCGGCAUUUUGUCCCGUACUAUCAGGAGCCCAGUGACAUUAGGAUCAUCACAGUCCUUGGCUACUUGUCGAUUAAACUGGCCGUUGCUCUUGGACUAAUUUGCUGCUCGUGGAGGAUGAACCGGAGCAGCAGAUAUUCACAGGAAUUUCCAGGAAACACCACAAAUAAUUCAAGAGCUGUCGCAUUGCAGACCCUGAAUUCUGACCCUGAUCUGAGAGAUCAGAAUGAAUGACCCAGCGUAGAAGAUGACACAGCCCAUCAAGCUCAUGCCCAAGAAAAUAUGUGUUUCUGAAAAAAUAUUGAGCCGAAUGGAGACUUUGGAAAUAGAUUUGCGGAUUUAUUGCGGAUUUGCUUUGUGAUUGUUUGGUACGUUGCCAGUCAGUUGUAUCCCACAGUGAACAUGUUAACAGUCUCAGUAUCAGUGUGGGCUAUUUUGCUUUGCAAAGACCAUCUCCUGAAGUGAAAAUUAUUCAUUUGUCAUCUUUGCCAAAAAAAUACACUGAAUUAAUUGCAGAGAAUGCAAAAGAAGACUUGGAAAUGCAGAACGUAGCAUUUUGGGGAAUUGUAUUAUUUACUUUCAAACUAAUUUGUAGCUUUCCUGCUUUGUUCCUGCUCAGAUUUAACAUAAUCGUUGCACCAAGCUUUUAUGUGCAUCGCAUUUCCUGCCUGAUUACUUUCAAGUUGGAAUCUGUUUUCUGCAAACUUGUACAUCUGCAACAUCUGUAUUCAGCUUCCAGAGAUAUUGUGAAAACAUAAUGAAGAUGAAUGAUGCAACAAUAAAAAUGACCAUU
Leucoraja erinaceus (little skate) is the source of this 2238-nucleotide messenger RNA. RefSeq lists its product as uncharacterized. The transcript is spliced from 5 exons. The record is from RefSeq and is a predicted model, not a curated record. Lineage: Eukaryota; Metazoa; Chordata; Chondrichthyes; Rajiformes; Rajidae. Bases 480 to 1679 code for a protein of 399 amino acids.